Molecule: messenger RNA, 1278 nt
Organism: Penicillium pulvis
Lineage: Eukaryota; Fungi; Ascomycota; Eurotiomycetes; Eurotiales; Aspergillaceae
Gene: vosA
Product: protein vosA
Exons: 9
Coding region: 1-1278 (425 amino acids)
Source: RefSeq, a predicted model, not a curated record
AUGAGUGCAUCGACGUUCUCCGACGCCUCUCUUUCGCGCGAAGCCCAGAGUUCUGACUUUGACCUGACCAUACGCCAGCAGCCCGACCGGGCGCGCGUGGCUGGGGGCAAGGAGAAGGAGCGCAAGCCUAUCGAUCCACCUCCGAUCGUCCAGCUCCGGGUGCGUGAGGAGGGAUCUUAUCUAGCACAACACUAUCUGCAAAGUCCCUACUAUUUUAUGUGCUGCAGCUUGUACGAUGCUUCAGAUGAUCGUCCAGUGCCGGUCGCUCCGUCGACGGCGUUAGCAGGAACUCUGGUCUCGUCUCUUCACCGGCUGAAGGACGUGGAUAACAGUGAUGGAGGAUUCUUCGUCUUUGGAGAUCUUUCGGUGAAGAUUGAGGGCGAAUUUCGAUUGAAAUUCACCCUGUUUGAGAUGCGAAGAGAUCAAGUCACCUACCUCAAGACCAUUAUUUCAGAACGUUUCACAGUUUCACCCCCCAAGAGCUUCCCAGGCAUGAUGGAGUCCACGUUUCUCUCUCGGUCUUUUGCCGAUCAAGGAGUCAAGCUGCGCAUUCGCAAGGAGCCACGGACUAUGAUGAAACGUCCUCGACCGGAUGAGUUUCCGCAAGCACUUCCUCCUCGGUCUCCGGAUCGCCAGGCAGUUCAAAUUCCUCCUGCGGCGGCGGGCUUUGGCGGGUAUCCAGCGACCAGUCGGGAGUAUGCCUACUAUGGAGCACCGGUCAAACGGACGCGAACUUCUAUCGACUACGGUCGACAGAGUCUCUACCCGGAGACGGAUACCCGCAUGGCUCGUCCAAUGGAGACUUACGCUCAACCAGCGGCCAUGUACGGACAGCCCAACGCCUACCAGAAUCCUGCAAUGCAGUACUCGACGGGCCAGGUGGUACCAGAUUAUGGGAUGUCUUACGGUCUCCCACCGUCAGGUCCCAUGUCCCAGAUGCCAGACCCAUCCGGCCAAGCUCGAUCUAGCCAGCAAGCCGCCGUGGGACAGCUGAUGGCGAUGAACCAACCUGGUACUCCUACCCCGGAUUCGACUGGAGCGAUGAUGGCCCAGGGAUACCCUCGGGCUACAUACUCGACCGGUUCUACUAUUCUACCUCCGUUACAGCGCAAUCGCAGUUAUCCGGCAGGCACCAAUGGGACUGGCACCCCUCGAAACUACUUCGACCCGCCUUCUCCAUCGGCUACCCCAAUUUUGCCAUCUCAGAUGGCUCCUGAAGGUGACCGAUACGGCACUGCCUUUGACCCCUCCGGAUCUCCGAAUGGAACCCCUCAGUGA